This is a messenger RNA of Austrofundulus limnaeus, 1070 nucleotides long. Its product is annotated as protein YIPF7. The record is from RefSeq and is a predicted model, not a curated record. The coding region runs from base 98 to 817 and encodes 239 amino acids. NCBI's taxonomy places the organism in Eukaryota, Metazoa, Chordata, Actinopteri, Cyprinodontiformes, Rivulidae. The transcript has 6 exons. Gene Ontology annotation, biological process: endoplasmic reticulum to Golgi vesicle-mediated transport; vesicle fusion with Golgi apparatus. Gene Ontology annotation, cellular component: membrane; trans-Golgi network.
UGAGCCGCGCCGCUGAUUGGAGGAGAUGUGAAGUACGCCCACAAACAAGCUCAGCUUCAGGCCUUCUGAUUGGCUGACUGGAGAGCACGAGGAACUUAUGUGUUUUUUAAGGAUGGGGGACUCGCAACAGUUUGACUUCUACCAAACAGGAUAUUCAGGGUAUUAUGUAGAUAACCAGGGUCGCACUGUGGCUUUCUACGACCGUGAUGAAGCACAGAACACUCAGGAUCCUUUCAUGGAGCAGCAGUACACUGGAGAGGUCUAUCAGCCGACACAUGCUGCCACCUAUGGAGAGACUCCUGAGGAUGAACCUCCUCUUCUUGUUGAACUUGGAAUUGAUUUUGACCACAUGUGGCAGAAGACGCUGACUGUGUUGAACCCCUUCAAGCCUGCAGAUGGCAGCAUCAUGAACGAGACUGAUCUGACAGGUCCCAUCCUCUUCUGUAUCGCACUGGGCGUCACUUUAAUGAUGGCAGGUAAAGUUCACUUUGGGUAUGUGUAUGGGAUCAGUGCCAUCGCCUGCAGUGGGAUGUACAUCCUGCUGAGCCUGAUGAGCUCGCUGACCGUCUCAUACGGCUGUGUGGCCAGUGUCCUCGGCUACUGCCUCCUGCCGAUGUUGGUCCUUUCUGCAUUCGCUGUCUUCUACUCUCUGCAAGGUGUUAUUGGAACAGUUCUGGCCUUGUUAGCCAUUUGUUGGUGCAGUUUCUCAGCCUCCAAGAUCUUCAUCUCCACRCUGGCGAUGCACGAGCAGCAGCUGUUGGUGUUUUACCCAUGUGCCCUGCUGUACGGGCUCUUCACUCUGCUGACUGUCUUUUAACUGUCGGAUCAAUCAAACUCUCUUUAAAUCAGUGAAUAUUACAAGUAGGAAACUUUAUAAAAGAAAUGUUUGAUGACUUGAUCAUUUUUGUUGGGUUUUUUAAAAGAUACAUAAUAAAUAUUUCUUUCGUAAUAAAUCUUGGUAUUUUAUUUAUCUGCAGCCACAUUGUUCUUGACAGACAAUUACAGUGACUUUUAUGUGCUUGUGUUUUGAAGUCUGCUUUUUGUUUUCAAACACAAAAWGGGUCAGGUUU